Messenger RNA from Musa acuminata AAA Group (dessert banana), 1690 nucleotides. RefSeq names its product transcription factor MYB41-like. The record is from RefSeq and is a predicted model, not a curated record. Bases 10 to 1107 code for a protein of 365 amino acids. The transcript is spliced from 4 exons. NCBI's taxonomy places the organism in Eukaryota, Viridiplantae, Streptophyta, Magnoliopsida, Zingiberales, Musaceae.
CAUUAUAGUAUGUUGUUUUGGCUGCAAGACAAAACAAGAUUAAUCCCCCUCUAUAAAUAUCCUGUGAUCCCCAAAGGCAAAGCAAGCUCAUACCCACACCACAACCCUUGUCGCCCUCCUACUCUCAGUGUGGGAAGCAUGGGGAGGCCACCAUGUUGCGAUGAGCACGGCGUCAAGAAGGGCUCUUGGAUGCCUGACGAGGAUAAGAAGUUGACGGACUACAUUCAGAAGCACGGCCAGGGCAACUGGCGGCGGCUGCCCAAGCUCGCCGGCCUCGACCGGUGCGGCAAAAGCUGCAGGCUGCGCUGGACAAACUACCUCCGCCCGGACAUCAGGAGGGGGAAGUUCACAGACGAAGAGGAAAAGCUCAUCAUCCAACUCCACUCUGUUCUCGGCAACAAGUGGUCGACCAUCGCCACCCGUUUGCCCGGAAGGACCGACAACGAGAUCAAGAACUUCUGGAACACCACUCUGAGGAAGAAGCUGCUGCAGAUGGGCAUCGACCCCGUGACGCAUCAGCCAAGAACCGACCUCAGCCUGCUCUCCAGCUUGACGAGCCGUCUCGAUAGUUCCCUUCAGCUACAAGUAGAUGCUGCACGCUUGAUCGAGUUGCAUUUGGUGCAGAACCUCGUUCGGCUCCUUACCCGCAGUAGUCCCGCUCCAAAUCUGGACCUCAUCCGUCUCCUUGGAUCAGCUGUUCCUAAGAACCACCACCAAGUGAACGAUCUCUUCGCAUUGACCCCCCAGCUCUCGAGUCUCGUCAACGGAUCACUCGGUCUUCCCAGUUUGUUGCCGGUGGGUCAACAAAUCCUUUCCGUGAAUGGUGGACAAACAGCUGCACCUUCAUCUGCAGAUGAUUCAAGCUCGGAGAGUAUGAUGACGAGCAAAGACUGUGGUACAAAUUCCGGUACGAUCCCGGCAUCAGUUACUGCACCUUCGUUGGUUUCAUCUCCAGAGAACAUGAGUAAGAACGAGACCAUCUUUCUCGAGGGAUCUACCAACACGCCCACCUCGCCGCCCUUCGAGGCUUGGGAUGCACUAAACCUGGACGAUUUUGGUUGGAAAGAAAUCAUAGAUCAAAUGCCGCCAUGGCUAAAUGCACCAUAGGAGCCACAGCUCAAGGAAAGCACCACUCGCGCAGGAAGAGAAGUGGUGGUAGAUGACUUUUGUGAUGCAGAAAAUACUGGUCGUGUACAUCUUGGUUUUUUGGGUGUGUGUUGAGACUUGAGAUUGUUUCAUGUUAUGUUCAGCUGGUAAUAAUAGUAGAAGAACACCCUCCUCCGGUCCUUUGUUUGAGGAAAGCUCACAUCAUGGAAAUGAAUGCCUGAAACAUUUGAUGAACCGUUUAACGUUUAACAAUUAGGCAGCAGAGUAGGAGAUGAGUAACGACGAAGAACAAAAAAUGUAUAAGACGAAAGAGACAGUGUCUGUGUGGAAGAAGACUGAGGUGUGGUCUCACAUUGCAACCUCAGACUAUGACAAAGAAGCAAGUGUCCUCUUCAGUCAGUUUCUCGGCAACAAAUAGUCUUAUGAUUAGUUGCUCAUUAGGUGGAUGAACUCAGUCGCAUCCAUUCCUUGGGCAACAAGCCAUCUUCACAAAGUGUACUCCUUCUUCUACGUCCGUCCUUAUAUAUUUGCAGCAACUUUGACUCGGGAAAAAGGAUGCUGAAAAGACGCAAUAGAAUUAUUA